Carassius gibelio (silver crucian carp) is the source of this 2832-nucleotide messenger RNA. Its product is annotated as histone H3.v1-like. Lineage: Eukaryota; Metazoa; Chordata; Actinopteri; Cypriniformes; Cyprinidae. The record is from RefSeq and is a predicted model, not a curated record. The transcript is spliced from 4 exons. The coding region runs from base 172 to 2832 and encodes 886 amino acids.
AGUCGUCACACCUGUCGUGUUCUCUGUCCUCACACAGAUCCACCUGCUCCUCUAACAGCAGGAGAAACGCUCACAUUAUUAUAUAACAGAGGAAUCAGAUGAGAUUCGUUCAGAAGAGUUGAUCUCUGUGGUUCAGGAUCAGCCGAGGUUCUUCUGCUGAGCUGCUGGAGCAUGGCUGAGAGUCCACAGGAGCAGAGCCCAGGGGUGUUGAGUCGCAUCGGGAGCUGGCUGUCCUGGGGUUGGGGCAGAAAUGACCCCACCUCCCAAACACAACAAGAAGAGGACCACAGAGAAACCAGAGCAGACGAGACAGACAGUCCCUCACGAGGCGAGACGAGCCCAGCCCUCGAGCGGAAUGCCAAACAUCUGAGACUCCAACGCAGUCCGUCGAUUGAGAGGAGAAGGUCACCUGAUCUCUGUGACCAAAUGGGCCGGAGGAGAUCUAGCAGGAAGAGGCGGAGCUCCCACGGAGAUGGGGGCGGGGCUAAAUCCCCAACCAGUCCUCAACCUGAAAGCCCUGAAGCAACCAGUUUGACCGGCGGCCCGCGGAUGACAUGCGCUGACUCAACUUUUGAGGAGACGCCAGACAGCCUUCCAGAAACCCCUGGAGCAGAAGCGCCAAACUCAGGGAACCGUGAAGAUGUCUCCCAAACACACCUGAGCGAAGACGCAGAUGUGGAUUCACUCGCCCGAGCGGCGCUGGCUUAUACAGAUAUGGAUGAGGAACGUGUGGUGAGGCUGACGGAGAGCGCCGAAUCCAAGCGCAGGAGCAUCAAGGUGUCUCACAGCGAGGUGGUCUUCCCUAAAAAGCUCUUGGUCGCCUCGGAGGAGCAGAGGGAAGACCAAAAGAUGACUCGUAAAGACACCGAACGGCUGAGAUCUGAUGGAAGAGCCAGAUAUCCAGAGGACAGAGCGGAUGGCACCAAUGUGAAGUCCAAAGGCCGAAUCGCAGACAAGAUCAGUCUGUUUGAGAGAGGAGCCACCAAUGCAGUCAGCAGCUCCACAAACCUGCGUCACCUGGAUAUUUCUCCAGCUCGAAAUGUGGCCAGUCGUCUUUUCACAGAACGUGCCGGAGCCCGGUCCAGUUCUGCACCUCCAAACCAGACGGUUAAAGAGAGGGCGAUGAAUUUUAAUGCAGUACGGAAGGGGGGAGAUAAUCUGACUUUGCCGUCUGGUAAUACGCUGAGUGAAGGACAUUCAAAAACGGCUGAAAUAUCGCAAUCUGAACGUUUUGAAAAAUCUACAGCAAAGACAGAUACCAGCGGAGAGCCAAAGGUUAAAUCCAAACCUCAUUUAAACAUAGAUCAAACAGACUCCAAAUCCCACAAUGCAACACAAAGCACAAGUGACUCAAACAUUGGGAAUAAAGAGCUGGAUUUUCCGCCAAUGGUUUCAUCACCUACUGAUGAGACACCAGAGGUGAAAUCACCAAACCAGACCAGCUCACGAUCUAAAAAGCGUCGGGGCAAAGAUCCGCGGAGCCCCACCAAAGACAAACCUCCUGUAGACAUUGUAAAGACCACAGAGCAGUAUUCUGAUAAAGAAAGACCCGACUCUUCUAGGGAGGCCGUAACCAAAACACCUAAAGUCCCUCCAAGUUUGGAGAAAGCAGCAGAAAUUAUACAAAGCACAAAGAAAAUAUCAGACUCUCCACACGCGGACACAAAAUUUCCUAAAGAAAUUAAAAGCAAGGAGGAGAAGCAGCAUAGCUCAAAUGAAGAGAAGACAGAGCGGACAGAGAUUGACUCAAAAACGGAAGAGAAACUGAAAAAGCAGCUUGGUCAUGAGCACUCAGAAGGACAGGGGAAGAGGAACAGAGACGUGAUUGUAAACACAUCGUUUGGAGAGUCAGGGAAACCAGAUCCAUCUGUGACAAAAGAAGAGAAACCACCGUCCCUGGAGGACUUGAAGGAGGCCAACGCUAAAGACUGCUCUGAGCCAGCCAAUAACAGCACUACAGCUUCCAGGAGAGAAGCCAUGCGAAACAGAGGGAGUGAGACGGAUACGCUGGUCUUACCUGAGAAAAAAACUGAAAAUACCUCUGAAAGUGAGCCAAAAUCAGCACAAACACCAUCCAAGACAAACCAAAAUAGUACUGAAGUCAGUACAUCAAAGCCAACCAAGCAGAAUGAAGAAGAAGCAAUUACAACAAAGACGACUAAACACGGUAAAUCAAAGAACACCUCAGCUGUGAGACAGGAAGACACUAAAGUUUUGCCAACCAAUGAUGGUAAAGAGACUCAGACUUCAGAGUUAAACUCUGAAUUGUCUGAUCAGACUAAAGAAAACUCUACUACUACAAGUAGGACACCGGCAACACCAAACCCUACACUGGUCAAAGACCAGAAUGAAAAUACGGAUGCCAUAAUUUCACCUCAAAUUCCCUCUACAGAGGAAGGCGGUCUCAAAAGAGAUGAGCCACCCCUACAAAAACAAUCAGAGAGCGGAGAAGAACAGAUAACACAGGCAGUGUCUAAUAAAAGUGAUUUACAACAGCCUAGCACUGAUAUUAAAAAUGGAGGCACCAAGGAAACCCGGAGUGAAAUCACCGGCACAGAAAUUACAUCUGUAAUAAAUGGAGAUAUACACACUGUGCAGGUGGAAGAUCAGGUUUCUGAAUCUCUUAAACACUGUUACCACGGAAACCCCAUCAGCGCGGCACCCAAUCAGAGCGAGGGAACACUGAUCUGUGUGCAGGAGAGCCUUCAUCACCCAUCAUCUGUGCGUUUACAGCACAUCCAUCAUUCACAUACAGAGAAUCCUCAGGAGUUCACAAACAUCAAGCUGAAAUACAGACGUGAUGUCAAGAGAUUUAAAACAUAUCAACUGUGA